Rubroshorea leprosula is the source of this 444-nucleotide messenger RNA. The record is from the annotation of a GenBank genome assembly. NCBI's taxonomy places the organism in Eukaryota, Viridiplantae, Streptophyta, Magnoliopsida, Malvales, Dipterocarpaceae.
GAUUUCAUUCCAGAUUUUCUACGAGAUUGUGUUCAAAUCAAUCUUUUCUUCCUCUGUUCUCGAAUCUUGAAUUGAUUUGAAAAGUUUUGAAACAAUUUGAUAUGUCUCAAUCAGAGUUCUUUGGAGGACAAUUUGAGUUUCUCUUUUUGCGUGUCGAUCUCUAUGAAACCCGUCGAGCAAACAUGUCUCCACUACCAACACAGCAGAGAUGGCUCAAACCUGAGAGUAACUGAAGAAAACAGAACUGCGGGAGUGCUGGAACACUUUGAAGAGGGGGAAGAGAGAGAUACAAAAGAACAUUGAUCAUGCAAUCCAUUAACAACAACUCAUUCAGGUUUGCUCAAAUAUCUCCAAACAUCUUUUUACUUGGAAAUUGCAUUGAAUAUUCUUUCAGGAGAUCCUUGUUUUUCGAUUUGUACUGCACAAAAAACGUGGAGUCCAAUA